Auanema sp. JU1783 is the source of this 4278-nucleotide messenger RNA. The record is from the annotation of a GenBank genome assembly. NCBI's taxonomy places the organism in Eukaryota, Metazoa, Nematoda, Chromadorea, Rhabditida, Rhabditidae.
AUGAGGGAACCUUGGGUUCGACAGUCCUAUCUAAUAUUAGCUUUACUCAUAAGCAGCACAUUAGCACAAGUUCAACAGUCUCCGAACAAUGUUCAAAAUCAGAAUGUAGGGGCUCCAGAAGGAGCAUCGUUAUUCACUGGGACUGGAACCAACCCAUACUAUGGAGAUAAUUUGGUUCCCUUUGGUCCUGAAGUAGGUGAUCUUGAGGUGAAUCCCGGCCUACUCACAGGUGGUCAAACGAUUGACCUGCACAUGUUCUUCCCUUUCUAUGGAGGACUUUAUAACUACACCUCUAUUUCGGUUAACGGGCACAUUGCUUUUGCCACAGUCAUGGACCAGGGGCCAACUAUUAAUGUCGGUCCUGAUAUGACAGAUUGGCCCAGGCUUCAAGAUCCAGCUAUGAUAGCUCCAUAUUUGUGUAAACAACAGAUUCCUCAAGAUGGUAAUCCUGGACUGCGAUCAGGAGUUUUUUAUCGUCUCAUGAUGAGGCAAUCCUUGUUUGGAAGGGGAUCAAACAAUAACCUAAACUACGGAUCUAUCCAGCCUUCCUCAUUCUUUCAGCAAUCAGCUCAACUUGCUUGCAAGGGAGCAGCAGACAAAUAUGUAAGAUGUGAUUCCAAUUCUGAUUACUUUUUGGAUGAAAUGAUGAGACUUCUACAAGAUGGAGUCGUGGGAGCUUCAGCAUUCCGAGCAGAUGCUGCUUUAGUUGUUACAUGGUACAAUACUGCUUCAGCGAUUUCUGGUCGAUCUGAUAUUGAUGUUGGACAGUUGGCCACUUAUCAGCUUGUUUGGUUAACUGACGAGGCUGCAAGAUUGAGUUAUGUUAUCUUGAACUACAACAAACUUGGUUUCGAUGCUGCAGACUUCCGAGCAAACUCAAGAAGUGGUAGAUGUCAGGCACUUUUCAAUGGAGGAAACCAUACAGGAACUGUACCUGUUGAUCCCACCCAAAUGUACAAAAACACACCAAAAGUACUUGCUCAGAGAUCAGCACUUCCUCAUUGGGGCAGAGGACGUUAUGUUUUCCGUGUUGAUGACGUAGUUAGACCCGGAGGUUGCAGUAACAAAACCGGAGGAACAUAUCCUAUGCUGAUUUAUCCAAAUAUCGUUAACAUGCUUGGAGAAAUGACUGUUGAUGUAAAUGCUAUUUGUCUUGAUAGCACCCAAACAUACGUAUUGAUGAUUGAACAACGUCAAGCGGCCUCUUGCAUAGUGCUCAACCCAUCAAUUGCUCGUUGUCAUUUACCAAAAAUUUACGAUUGGGGAACCAAGACUGUCUAUUUCCAACCUCAGAAUGGUGGGGCAAACGAUGAAAAAGCCUUCGUUGGAUACAUCUACUUCGUUCCUCCAACAUUAGAUCCAAUGAGGCUGGAUAUCGGAAAUGUAUACGAUUGGUUCAAAAAUCCUGUUCCAUAUAGCGUCAUGCCUUUAACUUGGUAUCCUCGUAAUUUCACAAAUCCUGACUUCAUGACCCAUACUCAGUCAAUGAGAUUGGGAGACGACUCCAUUUACAGUGUACAACUGGGAUUGUAUGUAGUUGGAUACAGAGAGUUCAAAGACGACGGAAUCAAAAAGUUCAGACCUGAACAUCGUGUGCUUUGUCGCCUUGCUACUUAUAGUAAUCGCAACACCUAUGAGUAUCGGUGGAAGCCUCAAGAAGAACGCAUCAACUUGUAUCAAGUUGAACAAUGGUACCUGAAUGAUUGGCAACGAAUGAACGAUCUCUUCAACUACAGAUUUGGAUAUCUGAAGUUGGCGCCCAUUAAGCCUAACAGUGAUACAACACUUAACAGCCAGCCAACUCUUCUGUCAGGAUUGGUCUCUGCUCCAAUUUCACUUCAUUGGCUUUGGACUACUGAUAACCCGAAGUUCCGAGGAACUACUUUCAACGCAAACGACGAAUCUACUCGAGUUGAUUUCGUAAAGAAGAAGUCUUUGGAAAUGUGCCACGAUUGGUAUAACGAAGAUGGAGCUCAAUGGAACUUCAUUCGCGAUACUGAAACCAACUCAUCUUGUCCUUGCACUGAACGUCAAGCCAUUGCUGAUCUCGGUCGCUUCAUGCCUCACCCUCGUUGUUCUCAAGCUUUCCGUGACGUCACUUGUACGACAGCUAUUGGAGCUCGAAAUUGCUACAUGUCAGCACAAAACGUUUAUGGAUCUUACGCUGGUAAUGGUAGACAUUUCUCCAGCGAGAACACAGCACGUUUCCCAACCCAUUAUGGUCAAGUCUGUUGCUACGACGACGUCGGACAUUUGAUGCAAACGAGUUAUCAACCUGUCAUCAAGGUAACACCGGAAGUUCCUUAUAAUCCUGGUUUCCCAAUGCGAGCUUAUGAGUUCGGAACAUCGCCGUACAUGGGGCAGUAUGAAGUACCUGGCUUAUCGGCGUUCCACAAUGAUUACAUGCCUUAUUUCCUUUGCUGUAAAUUUGCUGAUUUCCGUUGUCAAAUGUUUUACUGGAGGAGACCAUCCAGUGGUUGUCAAGAGUAUCAGCCUCCAGCUUAUGGUGAGGGAAUGGGUGCUGGAACAUUCAACACUAUUGACAAUGACAAGUUUGUGUUCAAUGAACCAGGAGUAUUCAAUUACUUAUACAUCCCACAAACACAAAUUUCACCUGAAGUCAAAGUUCAAGUUAGAAUUGAACGAUAUCCAAAUCGUCGAGUAGAUUUCAGUUUGCUCGGACGCUAUAUGGGCCAAUCUGAUUUAGUCCAACCAACAAACGUAACAGUUAUAACUGGUGUAGCUCUUGAAGCCACUGGAACUGACAGAGUUCAUAUUCUGGCAAGGAAAGAUACUCGUCGCUUCCGUUAUCGAACCAGUAUCAUAGUCGGCAACAUCCUCCGUUAUUUCGAUACAAUGCGAAUUCAAAGAUUCAAAGGUGUCUUGGUUUACGUGAAUAACGUUGAAAGAGGUCAACCGGAAAUCUAUGCUGUUUUGGAAGAAGCCCAAAUCGGUAUCAGAGUUCGCGAAUCUUAUGCUUUGGAUAUUGAUCGACUUUCGAACUAUCAAGAAAGUAUGGGAUUACUCAAUGUCGCUCUGAGUGUUCCUCCUCAAUAUGGAGUUAGACCUGAUGGAGAUAAAACUCGUGAAGUAGAAUCGCGACAACGCUAUAACCUCCCUAGAGUUACUGGGUUGAUGCGUCCAUUCCCUGACCAAACAUCCAAUAGUUACAUGCAAUCUCUGACUAUCAACGACGUUAACUCUGAGCAGUAUCGUCAGCAAAUUAUCAAUAUGUAUCGCGUUCAAGGCUCUGGAGAAUCUGGUAGUGAACAAUCACUCUCCGCAUCCAAUAACCAAGGCCUUCCAACUGAUAACAUGUUCACAACUAGUAGAGAUGAAGAUAAGAAAUUCGAGGUGUUCCCCGAAGCGGCUAUGAAGAGUGGUCCAAUUUACCAGACAGCGCCUAAGUACCACACUGGAAUCUGGAGAUUCUAUCCCAUAACAGGAAUGUCUCUGAACCAAAAGCUCCAGAACUGUCGUGACCUUCAAACACAACCUAACAUUAACCAACAACCACUCCAAUCACAACUCACGGAAUCCUACGGAAUGUCUCAAUGUCCAGAUAAUCCAGGAGCAAUCAUAACAGAAUGUGGAGACAGUGUUUCUUGCGAAUUUGAUUACACCACUUUGAACUCACGGGUUCUUGGAACCUCCAUCAAAGACCAAUGGAACAUUUUCACAACAGAGCGAAUGGAUGCGACCCGAUCAUAUAACAGUUGUGGUCCUAUCAAUAUAGAAUACCCAGAAUAUCUUAUGAAAACGUCGGCCAUGUACUCUGCUUAUCUGAGUGGAGAUGUAGCUCGCUUCGAAUGCUUCCAAUCUCACUGGAUUAAAGGAACUCAUGAGUACAAAUGCGGAAUCGUUGUGGAUAGAAACCGUCCAAAUGAAUACAGAUUCGAAUGGAACAAGGGAGAUCAACCAUGGUGCAGAUCUCGUGAAAAAGAGAAUUUCCUCACUUGGCUGGCUGCCAUUCUUGGCACCUUAGGAGUUAUAUUGGCAAUCAUGUUCAUUUUCUUGUGUUGUUGGUGUAUGAAAGUUCAACGGAAAGCGGAGAUGGAGAAAAACAACUCUAGCAAUUCGAACAAUUCCAUUCUCGACAAGAGUUCCUAUAAAAGAGAUCAAAUGCUGUUUGAAAACGAACCACUUCAAGAAAAGGAUACAUACCGAACAACAAAUCUCGAAGAUGAUGCCUACACCCCGACAAGAAACAACAGAGCUAGAAAUUCUCAACUGUCGACUCCUGAUCCUCGUUCCUUUGGUUAUCAAACAAGCAUAUAA